AUGGAGAAGUACAUAAAGCGCGCGGAUGCACUAGUGUUGUUCUCUUUACUUCUCCUCGGAUACUUUGCUGCUCAUACGCAUGGGAAUGCUAGGCUUAUCCGUUACCUUUUACAUAGAGGUGAAGCCAUUGGCAUAGAUGAAGUCGGUGCUCCAUCUCCAGCUGAAGAAGUAAUUAUGCGAAGAUCAGGAGCACAAUGUGCUCAAAAUAAUCCUCAUCUUCCAUGCAAAGAUAACAAGUGCUUCUGCUGUAUUGGGGGCUGA
Molecule: messenger RNA, 261 nt
Organism: Miscanthus lutarioriparius
Lineage: Eukaryota; Viridiplantae; Streptophyta; Magnoliopsida; Poales; Poaceae
Source: the annotation of a GenBank genome assembly